AUGGCACGUAGAUCUGAGAAUUCAACCAACUCAGUUGAUGAAAUGGCUCAAGCUAUUCAACGGUUGGUCGAUGCAAUGCAACACCAACAACCACAAGUAGUGCACGCACCAGUGCAACAAAACGGUAUGAACGAAUUCAUGCGUCACAAACCACCAAAGUUCAACGGUAAAGCAACUCCGGAUGAGGCAGAUGCAUGGAUUAGAGAGAAUGAGAAGAUCUUUCGGGUGCUCGGGUGCACUGACGAACAAAAGCUGGAGUACGCUACAUUUUUACUUAAUGGCGAGGCUGAGUACUGGUGGGGAGGUAUGCGACAGAUGAUGGAAGCUCGCAAUGAGGUCAUCAGUUGGACAAGUUUCCGGACGAAAUUUAUGGGACAAUACUUUCCAGAUAGCGCCAGACAUGAGAGGGAAGCCGAGUUUUUGAGGCUACUACAGAGAGAUAAAUCGGUGCAAGCUUAUGUUGAUCGUUUUGAAUAUCUAGCUCGAUUCUACUCUCAGAAUAUGAGCGAAGAGUGGCGGUGCAGAAAGUUUGAAAGGGGCUUACGUCACAAUAUAAUGAAGGUGAUAGUGCCUAUGAGGAUCAGAGAGUUCCCACUCUUAGUGGAGCAAGCAAAGACAGUGGAGCAAUUAGAGGUGGACCCAAGUCGGGUUAUGAGGACACAUCAUAGCAGUAAUGGCAGGGAGAAACGACAGGAGAAACCCUAUAAUAAACCUCAACGUGAUGGACAGGGGACUGUGAAGUGUUUCGAAUGCGGAGGAGACCAUUAUCGACGAAAUUGUCCGAAAUUUUCGAGAGCGAAGCCGGAAGAGAGGAAGUGUUUCAUUUGUCGUAAGCCGGAUCAUUAUGCGAACUCUUGUCCUGAGAAGGGGAAGUCCGAAGUGACACAACAACCACAAAAGACUCCAGAAGAGAAGCCGAAGGCAGCAGGAAGGGUGUUUGCCAUGUCGGGAGCUGAAACAGUUGGUGAUAUGUACGGGGCAAGGUGA
Molecule: messenger RNA, 987 nt
Organism: Vigna unguiculata (cowpea)
Lineage: Eukaryota; Viridiplantae; Streptophyta; Magnoliopsida; Fabales; Fabaceae
Source: RefSeq, a predicted model, not a curated record